UUAGUCGAAGAUUUUAGGCGAUUUUAGCUACAGAAAAAGUGGUUUAUGCACGACUAGUCAUGAGCGGGGAGAUGGGUUCGUCGCCGGUUGAUGAAGUGAUGACCGAUGUCAAUCGAGCUGGAUGUCGAGUUCCGAGGCUUUUCAUCAAAGAGAUGGUGAUGAGAAAUUUCAAAUCCUAUGCUGGCGAACAGCGCGUUGGCCCCUUUCACAAGAGUUUCACGGCAGUGGUCGGUCCCAAUGGAAGUGGGAAGAGCAACGUCAUCGAUGCCAUGUUGUUUGUUUUCGGAAAGAGAGCUAAACAAAUGCGGCUUAAUAAAGUAUCAGAGCUCAUUCACAAUUCAUCCAAUCACCAGAAUUUGGAGAGUGCUGGUGUAUCUGUUCACUUUCAGGAAAUUGUUGAUUUGGAUGAUGGAACAUUUGAAGCAGUACCCGGAAGUGAUUUUAUGAUUACCCGUGUUGCUUUUAGAGACAAUUCUUCCAAAUACUACAUCAACGAUAGACUAAGCAAUUUUACUGAGGUCACAAAAAAAUUGAGAGGGAAAGGAGUUGACUUGGAUAACAAUCGUUUUCUUAUUCUUCAGGGGGAGGUUGAGCAGAUAUCAUUGAUGAAGCCAAAAGCACAAGGAACACAUGAUGAAGGCUUUCUUGAAUAUCUGGAGGAUAUCAUUGGAACCAACAAAUAUGUUGAAAAGAUUGAUGAAUCGUUUAAGCAGCUCGAAUCCCUCAAUGAGAGCAGAACUGGGGUUGUUCAAAUGGUGAAGCUUGCGGAAAAAGAAAGAGAUAGCCUGGAGGGGGUAAAGGAUGAAGCCGAAGCCUACAUGCUCAAAGAAUUAUCCCUGCUAAAAUGGAAAGAGAAAGCAACAAAGUUAGCUUUUGAAGAUAAUUCAGCUAAAAUUGUGGAGAUACAGGCAAACAUUUCUACCACAGAAGAGAAUCUUAAAAGUGAAAGGGAGAAGAUUAGAGAAAGCAGCAAAACAUUGAAGGAACUUGAGGCCCUUCAUUUGAAGUAUAUGAAAAGACACGAGGAGCUUGGUAAUAAUAUGGCAUCUUGCAAGGAUGAGUUCAAGGAAUUUGAAAGGCAAGAUGUGAAGUAUCGUGAGGAUUUGAAGCAUUUGAAAGAGAAGAUGAAAAAGCUUGAUGUUAAAUUAGAAAAGGAUUCAGCAAAAAUUGAUGAUAUCACCAAACAGUGUGAGGAGUCAACUAAUUUGAUUCCACGGCUGGAGGAAGAUAUUCCGGAGCUGCAAAAGCUUUUAGUAGACGAGGAAAGAAUCCUAGAGGAAAUUAAAGAGGCCUCUAAAGUUGAAACGGAGGCUCUCCGAAGUGAACUUGCUGAUGUACGAGCUGAAUUAGAACCAUGGGAGAAACAAUUGAUUGAACACAGAGGAAAAUUUGAAGUUGCGUCCACUGAAAUGAAACUUCUAGUUGAGAAGCACGAGUCUGGCCGUGUUGCUUAUGAGGAUGCUCAGAAGCAGAUGAUUGAAAUAGAAAAAAGAAUUCAGAAUAAAGUUGCAAGCAUAAAUAAUUUGAUGAGCGAGCUUGAAAGGAACAAGAUUGGAAAAUCAGAAGCCCAAAAAAUGGAAAAUGAACACGUCAUAGAAGAGCAAAAACUAAUUCCUCUUGAAAAAGACGCUAGAGCAAAGCUCACAGAGCUUGUAUCUGUUAUGGAGUCUGAGAAAAGUCAAGGAUCUGUUUUGAAAGCAUUACUGCAUGCCAAGGCGGAAAACAUCAUUCCAGGAAUAUAUGGUCGUAUGGGUGAUUUAGGUGCUAUUGAUGAGAAGUAUGACAUUGCAAUAUCAACAGCAUGUGCUGGACUCGAUUACAUUGUAGUGGAGACAACUACAGCAGCACAGUCAUGCGUCGAGCUAUUACGCAAUAAAAACCUCGGUGUUGCAACUUUUAUGAUUUUGGAGAAACAGGGUCAUCAUUUAUAUAAAAUGAAUCAGAAAGCAGCUACACCUGAAGGAGUUCCACGGCUGUUUGAUUUAGUUAAGGUUCAAGAUGAGAGAUUGAAGCUGGCUUUUUUUGCUGCAUUAGGGAAUACAGUUGUUGCUAAAGAUAUUGAUCAGGCAACCCGAAUCGCAUACGGAGGAAACAGAGAAUUCAGGCGUGUUGUAACACUUGAUGGUGCUCUUUUUGAAAGAGCUGGAACUAUGAGUGGUGGAGGAAGUAAGCCACGUGGUGGUAAGAUGGGAUCAUCAAUCCGACCUGCCAGUGUUUCUGGAGAAGCUAUUUCUUAUGCUGAAGAUGAGCUUUCAAAAUUAAGUGCAAGCUUGAGGAAUGCUAGGCAAAAAAUUUCUGAAGCACUGGCACGUUACCGAUCCUUGGAUGGAGCAACAUCAAACCUGGAGAUGGAAUUAGCCAAAAGCCAGAAGGAGGUUGACAGCUUGAAAUCACAUCAUAGCGAUUUAAAAAAGCAAAUGGAUUCUUUAAAGAAAGCAUCAAAUCCAAGCCAGGUUGAAGUUGAUAGACUGGAGGAGCUUGAGAGCAUCACAUCAGGAGAAGAAAAAGAAAUAGAAAAGCUCACACAAGGAUCAAAGCAACUGAAAGACAAGGCUUCCGAACUUCAGAAAAGAAUAGAGAAUGCUGGUGGUAUACAGCUUAAAAACCAGAAGGAAAAGGUUAACAAAAUUCAGCUGGAUAUUGACAAUAAAAGAACAGAGAUCAAUCGCUGCAAAGUUCAAAUUGAAACAGGUCAGAAAUUGUUAAAAAAGCUUGUAAAGGGGAUAGAGGAGUCUAAGAAAGAGAAGGAGAAAAUGACAGAAAAGAGAGAAAAUUUGUUAUCUAUGUUCAAAGAGAUCGAGCAGAAGGCUUUUACAGUUCAGGAAAACUAUAAAAAAAUACAGGAGCUCACCAAUCAGCACAAAGAUGUUCUGGAUAAAGCAAAAUCAGAUUAUGAAAAGCUUAAGAAGACCAUGGAUGAGUUACGGGCAUCAGAGGUGGAUGCUGACUACAAGCUGCAAGAUAUGAAAAAAGUGUACAAAGAGUUGGAACACAAGGGAAAAGCUUAUGAGAAAAAGCUUGCUGAAUUGGAAGUAUCACUUUCAAAGCAUAUGGAGCAAAUUCGGCUUGAAAUGGUGGACCUGGAAAAGCUUCAAGCAACCCUGACUGAUGAAACUCUUUCAGGGAGUUGUGACCUUAAAAGAGCUCUUGAGACUGUUUCCCUUCUUGAAGCCCAAUUGCAAGAGAUGAACCCCAAUCUCGAUUCAAUUUCAGAGUAUAAGAAGAAAGUAUCUCUGUACAAUGGAAGAGUAGAAGAACUUAAUGCUGUGACCAAAGAGCGCGAUGAUAUAAAAAGACAAUAUGAUGAAUGGAGAAAAAGAAGAUAUGAUGAAUUUAUGGCAGGCUUUAAUACAAUAUCUUUGAAGCUCAAAGAGAUGUACCAGAUGAUCACCCUUGGAGGUGACGCAGAGCUCGAGUUAGUGGAUUCUCUAGAUCCAUUCUCUGAAGGUGUUGUUUUCAGCGUUAGACCGCCCAAGAAGAGCUGGAAAAAUAUUGCGAAUUUGUCUGGUGGUGAAAAGACACUCAGCUCAUUAGCUCUGGUGUUUGCCCUUCACCACUUCAAGCCCACUCCUCUGUAUGUGAUGGAUGAGAUUGAUGCUGCUUUGGAUUUCAAAAAUGUCUCUAUUGUGGGACACUACGUGAAAGACCGCACCAAGGAUGCACAGUUCAUCAUCAUAAGCCUUAGAAACAACAUGUUUGAAUUGGCUGAUCGACUUGUGGGCAUAUACAAGACUGACAAUUGCACAAAGAGUAUUACUAUAAACCCAGGAAGCUUUGUUGUUAGUCAGGUAGCUCCUUUGAAGCAGUGACACUUGAAGAUAGGUGUAGUAGGAAGCCUGUAAAUUAUGUAUGUUUUGUUGUUGAUUGUUUGGCAUUGUAUUAUUUAUUAUAAAUACUAUUGUUAUUAUUAUCAUCAUUCUCAUUAUUAUUAUUUGGGAAAAGGUGCAAAUAGGCCCAUGUACUAACCAAAAAAGUCAAAUAAACCCUUAUUUAGGAGGCUCUUUCCGGCCGUCGUCAUUUGGGGUGGUUCCUGGUGGA
This is a messenger RNA of Cuscuta epithymum, 4038 nucleotides long. NCBI's taxonomy places the organism in Eukaryota, Viridiplantae, Streptophyta, Magnoliopsida, Solanales, Convolvulaceae. The record is from the annotation of a GenBank genome assembly.